Molecule: messenger RNA, 1622 nt
Organism: Hemicordylus capensis (graceful crag lizard)
Lineage: Eukaryota; Metazoa; Chordata; Lepidosauria; Squamata; Cordylidae
Gene: RBPJL
Product: recombination signal binding protein for immunoglobulin kappa J region like
Exons: 12
Coding region: 45-1622 (525 amino acids)
Biological process (GO): regulation of transcription by RNA polymerase II
Cellular component (GO): nucleus
Molecular function (GO): DNA-binding transcription activator activity, RNA polymerase II-specific; RNA polymerase II cis-regulatory region sequence-specific DNA binding
Source: RefSeq, a predicted model, not a curated record
CAUGGACACUGCUCUGGGCUCUGUGGAGGAAGAGCAGGAUAUAAAUGAAUGCAAGUGCCCGGUUAUCUCCGGAGCCCCUCACUCACCUCGGCUGGCUGGAAGGCGCGGAGGAGCAGCCGCGGAACUCAGCAGAAGACGGGAGUACGACUCCCCCGUGGGGCUGGUCCAGGUCUAACCCAGAGCAAACUGACUGUCUCCGAGAUGGAGUGCGCAGAUAUCUUCAGCUUCCAUCUGACCGGACUGUUCUAAUCCUCCAUGCAAAAGUUGCUCAGAAAUCAUAUGGCAACGAAAAAAGGUUUUUCUGUCCACCACCUUGUGUUUACCUUAGUGGACCAGGCUGGAAACUAAAGCAGGAAGAGAUUAAAGCCAAAGAUCUAGCAGAGUCCUGCUCCAAAGUAUGUGGGUAUAUGGGACUAGACAGCAUGGGCAGCAGCCACGCAGAGACCCAGAAAUUAAACUUCGAGGAACAGCCAGACUCCAAGGAAUUCAGCUGUGCCAAAGCCUUGUACAUUUCAGACUCGGACAAGAGGAAACACUUCCGGUUGGUCUUGAAGCUCUACUACAGCAACGGGCAGGAGAUUGGGACUUUCCAUAGCAAGCUGAUCAAAGUGAUCUCCAAGCCCUCCCAGAAGAAGCAGUCCCUGAAGAACACAGACCUGUGCAUUUCGUCUGGAUCGAAGGUCUCCCUCUUCAACCGCCUGCGCUCACAAACAGUCAGCACCCGUUAUCUCUUUGUAGAGGGCGGCGCCUUCACUGCAAGUGCCAGGCGGUGGGCAGCGUUUACACUUCAUCUGGUCCCUCCCUCCCUUUCUUCCCCUUUCCUGUCUCAAGCAGAUGAAUGCUGUUCUCAGUCCCGGAAUGAAUUCCCCCUGCGUGAAGGCUACAUUCGCUACGGCUCCAUAGUUCGGCUUAUUUGCACAGCCACUGGUGUAGCACUGCCCCUUCUGAUCAUUCGAAAAGUUGUUAAGCAAUUAGUGAUGAUGGAUGUAGAUGAACCAAUCUCCCAGCUGCACAAAUGUGCUUUCCAGCUUCAUGGCAGUGAUGGGAUGUACCUGUGCCUCUCAACAGAGAAAGUGAUCCAGUUCCAGGCAUCUCCAUGCCCCAAGGAAGCAAACCGGGAGCUGCUGAACGACAGCUCCUGCUGGACCAUUAUUGGGACAGAGACUGUGGAAUACACAUUCAGUGACAGUCUAACUUGCAUUCAGGAUCCUGUGAGCCCAGUUCCUCUCAUAACUACCUUGGAGCUGACGGGUGGUGGAGACGUGGCAAUGCUAGAAGUGCAGGGCGAGUACUUUCAUGCAAACCUGAAGGUUUGGUUUGGCGACGUAGAAGCUGAAACUAUGUACAGGAGUUCCAAGUCCCUUGUGUGUGUCGUUCCUGAUGUCUCUGCAUUUAGCCAUGACUGGAGGUGGCUGAGAUACCCUAUCACUGUCCCUCUCUUGCUGCUAAGAAAUGAUGGUCUCAUUUAUUCCAGCACUUUCAGCUUCACAUACACACCAGAGCAGAAUUUCCUCACUGGGCAACCCAUCUUGCCAGAACUGACACAGGAUUCUGAUACAUUACUUGACACCAUCCAUCAGGAGUUCACCAAGACCAACUUUCACCUCUUCAUGCAGAGUUAG